Sporothrix brasiliensis 5110 is the source of this 1395-nucleotide messenger RNA. RefSeq lists its product as uncharacterized. The transcript has a single exon. The coding region runs from base 1 to 1395 and encodes 464 amino acids. Lineage: Eukaryota; Fungi; Ascomycota; Sordariomycetes; Ophiostomatales; Ophiostomataceae. The record is from RefSeq and is a predicted model, not a curated record.
AUGGGCUCUACAGGCCACGACGAGAGCCUGCCGGAGGCGACGGACCCGGCCCUCGUCCUCGCGCUCCCGACGGCGCAAGAGCGCCGCAAGGUCUGGGAGCUGACGCACACCAUGUGGGGGAACGCUCUCGUUCUAGACGACUACCUGAAGCGCGAGGAGUACUUGACGACGGUGCCGCUGGCCAUGGAGAGCGGGAUCACGCACUGGAUCCUGACGGACAGCCGGCGGCCGGCCAACGACCGGCCGAUCCUGUCGAGCUGCGAGACGCUGCGGAAGCACGCCAUGUCGGCCGAGGCGUCGACGACGGCGACCGUGGUGGACGGCAUCGCGCACGGGAUAGCGUCUGUGUUUACGGACCCGGCGUACCGGGGCAAGGGCUACGCUGGGCGGAUGCUGGAGGAGCUGGGCCACCGGCUGGAGCGGUGGCAGGUGACCAGCCCAGCACAUGAAGAGGUCGGCGCCAACAGGAUGGCCAGCAAGACGGACAGCGAGGGAAACGGAAAGGACGGUGCACCCAAGACGCUGUUUUCGGUGCUCUACUCGGACAUUGGCAAGAACUUUUACGCGAGCAAGGGCUGGCCGGCGUUUCCCAGCACGCACCUGUCGUUCCCGCCGCUGGCGUUGCCCCUUUCGGACACGGAAGACGGCGCAGCGUCCUAUACGUCCAAGGCUGUGCACAGCGAGGACGGCAGUUUCACAGUCACGCCGCUCGGCUACCACGAAUUGACGGAGCUGUGUCCGAUUGACGUGCAGCUGCUGCGCGCGCGGCUCAUCCGGCGGGCCACGCGGCGGGCCGUGCUGGGCGGCGGCAGCGGCCGGCCCAGCCUCGCGGGGCCGAGCGUCACGCUCGUGCCGGACCUCAACACCAUGCUGUGGCACCUGAUGCGCGAGGACUACAUGACCAAGCACAUUUUCAGCAAGACGCCGACGGUGCGGGGCGCUCUGUGCACCUUGAACAACGCCCCCCAGCCCGGCGGCAGCGGCGUCAUUGUCGAGAAGCAGCGCAGCAUCUGGGUCAUUUGGACGCGCGGGUACUACAGCGGCCUGAAGACGCUCAACGGCGAGGGCAACACGCUGUACAUUCUGCACGUGGUGCUCGAAGACCUCGACGACGACUUCCCGGCGGACCCGGGCGAGGUGCCCAUCUCGCAGCAGCACGUCGACGGCUUUGCGGCGAUUGUGCGCAUGGCGCAGGGCGAGGCGGCGGCGUGGCGGUGCGGCGAGGUGCAGCUGUGGAACCCGACGCCGGCGCAGCGGAUUCUGGCGGAGCGGAGCGGCAUUGCAUACAAGGAGGUGCUGCGGGAUAAGGACAGCAUCCCGAGUCUGCGGUGGCACGGUAAGGGCUUGUCGGAGGACGUGGACUGGGUUGCCAACGAGAAGUUUGGCUGGUAUUAG